AUGUUACGUCCCAAGCCCUCAACAUGUCUCUUCUGUUCUUUCAAAGCAGCUCGACAAUGGCCAAUCCAGCAAACCGCAUCUGUACACACCAAAUUCGCUCCUCGACCAAAUCGCUUCAGCCUGACAAAGUCCCGAGUAGUCAAUACCCCUGAGCGAGAACCCGGCGAGCCAGGACGACCGAAUAGGAGGAAGCAAGAUGGGCCGUUUGGAGGAAUGAAUCAGAAAGAGGCGAAUAUUCGAGGGAUUCCAGAACGUGCGACUCCUGUGAUGAGAGAAAAGAAGGGGAGGCCUGGGAGGAAGGAGGACCCACGGGCAGGUGGGUUCAGAGCGCUGAAGAUGCAGAGGGCUUUGGCGCCGGUGUCUUAUGAUCAGAGGACCAGAAUAAAGGAGCGGAUGAAUGAGAUUGAUACGUUUCAGCAAUUUCCGCUACUUGGGACGAUCAAGAGCUCGAUAUCUACGCAGGCGUUGCAGGGGAUGGAGGACGUGACUCCUACGGCGGUGCAGAAGAUUGCUAUUCCGGCAUUACUUGGAAGUGAGACUACGGGGAGGAGGAAUAAGAGCUUAGGGAAGGAGAAGGGCGAGUUUUUGAUCGCUGCUGAGACGGGGUCGGGGAAGACAUUGGCGUAUCUGAUUCCUACGAUGAAUGCUAUCAAAGAGGCAGAGGCGGAGGAUGAGGAUGUCAAGGAAUACCAGCAAGCUCUUGAAGAAGAACGAAUCCAGCAGAUGUCUGAGAAGUCUUUGGCACCUCCCAUCUCGGAUAGGCCACAUCCUACGACUGGUCGACCGCGAGCAAUCAUUCUUGUACCUACUUCAGAGCUAGUUGCUCAAGUAGGAGGACUCGUCAAAGCCUUUUCACACACGGUCAAGUUUCGGUCCGCCAUGGUAUCCUCGAAUUUCAGUGGGCAGGUUAUUCGAAACCGUCUCUUCUCUCCCCGCGGAAUCGAUAUUCUAGUCUCGACACCCCAUCUCCUCUCCUCCAUCGCGGAUUCCGAUCCUAACAUACUCUCGCGCGUCACCCACCUCAUCGUCGACGAAGCGGACUCUCUUCUCGACCGCGGCUUCUCCCCCCUCACCUCGGCCAUCAUCGACAGGGCAACCCCAUCCCUCAAACAGCUCAUCCUCUGCUCCGCAACCAUCCCCCGCAGCAUGGAUGGCUAUCUACGCAAACGGUUCCCGGACAUCCGCCGUCUCGUCACCCCGAACCUACACGCCAUUCCCCGCCGCGUGCAACUAGGCGUCGUAGAUGUAGAGAAAGAGCCGUACAGAGGCAACAAAAACCUCGCGUGCGCAGACACCAUCUGGUCCAUCGGCAAAGCAGCCGCUGCGCACGACGGCCCGGUGGCAGGCGAAAUGGACGUAAAACGCAUCCUGGUGUUCGUCAACGAGCGUGAGAAGACGCAAGAAGUGGCCGAUUAUCUGGCCUCUAAAGGAAUCGACGCCAUCGCAUUAAGCAGAGAUACGCCAGAGCAGCGACAGGCGGAAAUGCUAGCCUCGUUUACGCUGGCGCAACCACUCACGAUGCCGAAAGAAGAACAUCCGGGGUCUCUGGCAGACCAGCAGCCGAAUUACAUUCCGAUAGGCAAGGUAGCGCCGCCGCCGAAGCGGAAGCUGCCGAAUACGAGGGUGUUGGUUACGACGGAUCUGGGGAGUCGGGGAAUUGAUACGGUGGCUGUGAGGCAUGUGUUGUUGUACGAUGUGCCGCAUUCGACGAUUGAUUUUAUACAUCGGCUGGGGCGGACGGGGAGGAUGGGGAGGAGAGGUAGAGGGAUUGUGUUGGUGGGGAAGCAUGAUAGGAGGGAUGUAGUGGCGGAGGUGAGGGAUGGUAUGUAUAAGGGACAGGCGCUUAUUUAG
Molecule: messenger RNA, 1851 nt
Organism: Lachnellula hyalina
Lineage: Eukaryota; Fungi; Ascomycota; Leotiomycetes; Helotiales; Lachnaceae
Gene: mrh4
Product: ATP-dependent RNA helicase, mitochondrial
Exons: 1
Coding region: 1-1851 (616 amino acids)
Molecular function (GO): ATP binding; nucleic acid binding
Source: RefSeq, a predicted model, not a curated record